This is a messenger RNA of Penicillium digitatum Pd1, 534 nucleotides long. RefSeq lists its product as uncharacterized. NCBI's taxonomy places the organism in Eukaryota, Fungi, Ascomycota, Eurotiomycetes, Eurotiales, Aspergillaceae. The record is from RefSeq and is a predicted model, not a curated record.
AUGGAGAAGCAACACCCUGUCCCACUCUCCUCUGAGGAGAUUUUGGCCCUCAAUCGCUCUGAGGGCCUUGCCGAUUACGAGGGCUGGAGACAAGCCGUAGCACAGUUCAACCAGCAGGGUGGUAAGCACACAGCUACCACCACCAGGGCCACAACUAGCCCUGGGAUCCCCCUCGGUGAGAGCGUCUUGACCUCAAAGACUGCCACUCCACCUGGUGCCCCAACCAUUAAUCUGAGCCAGCCCCCCGUUAACGCAGCUGGGGAAAACCACAUACUCUCAACAUGCAAGUCUGAUGACCCCAGCGCAAAGGAAAGGCUCAGGGAGAACACCAAGCGCCUUGUAGACUCCGGUGUUGCUAAGAAGCUGAGCAUCGACCGCACCGUUGGUUCCUCUAUCUUCGAGAGAACCGAGAUCCCAGAUUUUUUUGAUGCCGAUACCAAUACCGAGGCCAAGCAAAAGCGUGCGCAGGCCGCCCAUGCGCUCUACUUGGACGCAAUUGCAGCAGUCGACAAAAUCAUUGAAAAGCGUUCUUAA